AUGACUGGGGUUGCCCUGACACUGCCACUCUGCUCAUACAGGGACACCAUCGACCUUGACAACCCCCAGGAGAAUGUGAAGGCGACGCAGCUGCUGGAGGGGCUGAUCCAGGAGCUGCAGAAGAAGAACACGUACGACCGGUGCCCCAUGGAGCUGGUUCGCUGCAUCCGGCACAUCCUCUACCACGAGCAGCGACUGGUUCGGGAAGCAAACAAUAGCCCCUCACCAGCUGGUUCCCUGGUGGACGCCAUGUCCCAGAAGCACCUGCAGAUCAACCAGACCUUCGAGGAGCUGCGGCUCAUCACGCAGGACUCGGAAAAUGAGCUCAAGAAGCUGCAGCAGACACAGGAGUACUUCAUCAUCCAGUACCAGGAGAACAUGCGCCUCCAAGCUCAGUUCUCCCAGCUCUCCCAGCUGGGCCCACAGGAGCGUCUGUCAAGGGAGACCACACUGCAGCAGAAGAAGGCAUCUCUAGAGGCCUGGCUGCACCGGGAGGCCCAGACACUACAGCAGUACCGUGUGGACCUGGCUGAGAAGCACCAGAGGACGCUGCAGCUGCUGCGUAAGCAGCAAACGACCAUCCUGGACGAUGAGCUGAUCCAGUGGAAGCGUCGGCAGCAGCUGGCAGGGAAUGGGGGCCCCCCUGAGGGCACCCUAGAUGUGCUGCAGACCUGGUGCGAAAAGCUGGCAGAGAUAAUCUGGCAGAACCGGCAGCAGAUCCGGCGGGCUGAGCACUUGUGCCAGCAGCUGCCAAUCCCAGGCCCAGUGGAGGAGAUGCUGUCGGAGCUGAAUGGCACCAUCACUGACAUAAUCUCUGCCCUGGUGACCAGCACCUUCAUCAUUGAGAAGCAGCCCCCCCAGGUCCUGAAGACACAAACCAAGUUUGCAGCCACCGUGCGGCUCCUGGUGGGGGGGAAGCUGAACGUGCACAUGAACCCCCCCCAGGUGAAGGCCACCAUCAUCAGUGAGCAGCAAGCCAAGGCCCUGCUGAAGAACGAGAGUACCCGCAAUGAGAGCAGCGGGGAGAUCCUCAACAACUGCUGCGUGAUGGAGUAUCACCAGGCCACCGGCACACUCAGCGCCCACUUCCGCAACAUGUCCCUGAAGCGGAUCAAGCGCUCGGAUCGCCGCGGGGCUGAGUCGGUGACCGAAGAGAAGUUCACUAUCCUCUUUGAGUCACAGUUCAGUGUUGGUGGCAACGAGCUGGUCUUCCAGGUGAAGACACUGUCCCUGCCUGUGGUGGUGAUUGUACACGGGAGCCAGGACAACAAUGCCACUGCCACUGUGCUUUGGGACAACGCCUUUGCUGAGCCUGGCCGCGUGCCCUUCGCUGUGCCUGAUAAGGUGCAGUGGCCGCAGCUCUGCGAGGCACUCAACAUGAAGUUCAAGGCAGAGGUGCAGAGCAGCCGUGGGCUAACCAAGGAGAACUUGGUGUUCCUGGCACAGAAACUCUUCAACAGCACCAGCUCCCACUUGGAGGACUACAGCAACACCACAGUGUCCUGGUCCCAGUUCAACCGGGAAAACCUGCCCGGGAGGAAUUACACCUUCUGGCAGUGGUUUGAUGGGGUCAUGGAGGUGCUGAAGAAGCAUCUGAAGCCCCACUGGAACGAUGGGGCCAUCCUGGGCUUCGUCAACAAGCAGCAGGCGCACGACCUGCUCAUCAACAAGCCCGACGGGACCUUCCUGCUGCGCUUCAGUGACUCAGAGAUUGGUGGCAUCACCAUUGCCUGGAAGUUUGACUCCUCUGAGAGGAUGUUCUGGAACCUGAUGCCUUUCACCACCAGGGACUUCUCCAUCCGCUCCCUGGCCGACCGCCUCGGGGACCUCAAUUACCUCAUCUAUGUGUUCCCUGACCGGCCCAAGGAUGAGGUUUUUUCCAAGUACUACACGCCGGUUCUCUGUGAGUCCACGCCAGCUAAAGCCGUGGAUGGAUACGUGAAGCCACAGAUCAAGCAAGUGGUGCCAGAGUUUGUAAGUGCAUCAGGUGAUUCUGCCCCUGGAGGGGCCACCUACAUGGACCAGGCUCCCUCACCUGCUGUCUGCUCCCAGCCCCAUUACAACAUGUACGCCCAGAACCCCGACACUGUUCUGGACGCUGAGGGUGACUUCGACCUGGAUGACACCAUAGACGUGGCGAGGCACCAGCCCCCAGGCCCCCCACUCCCUGCCGAGGGGCUGCUCGGGGCAGGGGCCAGGCCUCAGGCUUUUGCUGUUGUCACUAAGAAUUUCUGCCGUGUCCUGCGCCAGACCGACUGCGCGGGGCUGCCUGUCUACUGCCCCUUCUACCGGGCAGCGGGAGCCCUGCUGGGUGUGAACCUGUGGCCGGAGGAGCCAGUGCCCCGAUUCCUGCUCUGUCCUGACUGGGCUUUCUAUGAGUUCCUGCCCUGCCCGGCCGAGGUGGAGCCACAGACGGUGCUGCUGGGCGAGCUCUGGGAGGGACGCGAGUACCAGCUGGUCCUGACAGCCCGGUGCCCUGCCGGGGAGGUGCUGAGGGUCACUGGUUUCCACAAGCAGUGUCCCUUGGUAGAGCCUGUGCGUAGGGAAAGCCAGACACUGAGCGUGAGGGGCGAGAGCAUUCCUGAGGAUCGGUUCUGUCGGAGCCUGUGCCGCGCCGUGGGCAUGUGGCCGGGCGCUCGUCUGCUCGACUAUGUCUGCGUGGAGAGUGACCUGCUGGGCGCCUCUUCGGGGAUCUGCGCCCCGCACUACGAGGUGUUCGUGGAGCUGCAGGGCUUACGGGACCUGUCGGAGGGGCAGCGCUACAAGCUGGACCAGUGCCUCCAGGAGGAUUUUCCUCUCUAUAAAUCCUUCCGCUUCAAGGGCAGCAUUGGGCCCCUGCGCCUGCACCUGGUGGGGGCUGGAGCCUUCGCCCGGCUGCGGGAGGCACGGGGGCCCCCUGGUCUCAUGCCCAGGGUCCUGCGGGAGGAGCGGCUGCUGCAGCUUGUCCAAAGCUCUGUCAUCUCCUAG
Molecule: messenger RNA, 2967 nt
Organism: Chaetura pelagica (chimney swift)
Lineage: Eukaryota; Metazoa; Chordata; Aves; Apodiformes; Apodidae
Product: signal transducer and activator of transcription 5B-like
Exons: 24
Coding region: 1-2967 (988 amino acids)
Biological process (GO): response to peptide hormone; growth hormone receptor signaling pathway via JAK-STAT; regulation of cell population proliferation
Molecular function (GO): RNA polymerase II cis-regulatory region sequence-specific DNA binding; DNA-binding transcription factor activity, RNA polymerase II-specific
Source: RefSeq, a predicted model, not a curated record